CCCCGAUCGACGCCAAGCAAAUCGAAUGAGGUCACUGAACCCAACCACCCCAUCAUCGCACGCAGCUAUCACAACGUCAAAUACCUAAGAACCAUACGACAUCGAUCGCAAAUACAUCAAAAUGGCACCCAAACGCAAAGCCUCGGGCCCGGCGGCCAAAUCGCAACAGUCGACUCUCGCAUUCCACGGAACGACGAAUAAGGUCACAAAGUCCGGCGUCAAAGCACAAGGCGCAAAGAAGAACCUCCUCGAGGCGAAACUGAAAGAUAUCAAGCCGGAGAUAGUUGAUAUCUCGGAAACUGAGCCGACAACGACGGAUGCUGCGAUCAUCGAGCAAACAGAACAGGAGGUCAAGGCGCAGGAGGUUGAGAGCACACCAGAGGAGGACCAGGCACGGCGCAUAUCAGAUGCUGCGAUCAAGAAGUACUGGACUGCAAAGGAGAAGCAGAGACGUGCAUCAAGGGCACAUCAGGGAGCUCUAAGCUUGCACGAGAAGAUCCUCAGGGAGUUCGACAUGAGCGCGCACUAUGGCCCAUGCACCGGAAUCGCUCGGUUGAAGCGCUGGAAGCGAGCGCAACGGCUCGAUCUCGACCCGCCGAUCGAAGUACUCGCGGUCCUGUUGAGAGAGCAGGACGUGGGCGAUAAGGACAGGAUAGCUGUUCAGCGCUCUAUCGUCGAUGAUAUACUGAACUCAAAAGCCGAGCUUGAUGUAUGAGGAUGGGUGUUGGCUUGCGGAGCGCGGAUUGCGGGAUGGACCCUGUCGGAGUGAUACCUUUCCAUCAUAUCUGUAACGUACGAGGAUUUGGAUACUGAGUUUAUGCGAGGAGUUGGGCGUCAUGAUUGAACGGGAUACGAACGGCUGUGCGUGUAUGGAAGGCACGCGAGCAGUCAUCACCAUGUAGACCAGCUGCAGGUUAGCAACCCAAACCCGAAAAAUCUUACACGAAUCCACUUCACAUAUUAUGAUGUCCGGCGUCUAGGGCUUCGUGACAAGGUG
Messenger RNA from Alternaria rosae, 997 nucleotides. RefSeq names its product DNA polymerase delta, subunit 4-domain-containing protein. Bases 122 to 715 code for a protein of 197 amino acids. Gene Ontology annotation, cellular component: delta DNA polymerase complex. Gene Ontology annotation, molecular function: DNA-directed DNA polymerase activity. The transcript is spliced from 2 exons. NCBI's taxonomy places the organism in Eukaryota, Fungi, Ascomycota, Dothideomycetes, Pleosporales, Pleosporaceae. Gene Ontology annotation, biological process: DNA synthesis involved in DNA repair; DNA-templated DNA replication. The record is from RefSeq and is a predicted model, not a curated record.